Sitodiplosis mosellana (orange wheat blossom midge) is the source of this 1175-nucleotide messenger RNA. RefSeq names its product pickpocket protein 28-like. The record is from RefSeq and is a predicted model, not a curated record. The transcript has 4 exons. Gene Ontology annotation, molecular function: ligand-gated sodium channel activity. Gene Ontology annotation, cellular component: membrane. The coding region runs from base 149 to 940 and encodes 263 amino acids. Lineage: Eukaryota; Metazoa; Arthropoda; Insecta; Diptera; Cecidomyiidae. Gene Ontology annotation, biological process: sodium ion transmembrane transport.
CAAAUCCGGUUACCCACGACCCGUUGCUGGUACAGGGACAAAUUUGGGUUUAACCAUCGUACUGGAUGCUGGCAUAAGUGAAUAUUACUGUUCGUCUACAAGCAGCUAUGGCUUUAAAAUAUUAUUACACUCGCCAAACGAAGCACCAAUGAUUUCACAUUUUGGCACUUCCGUUUCGAAUGGCUAUGAGUCACGCGUUGUUAUUACACCAACAAUAUCGGUAGCAACAGAUCCGAUUCGAAAGCUACCGGUCAGUGUUAGGAAUUGCCUAUUCGAAGACGAAAAUUAUCUCACAUUUUAUAGAAUUUACAGCCGAGGCAAUUGCAAUAUGGAGUGCAAUGCAAAAAUCUUCUUAUCCUAUUGCAAGUGCAUAUUGUAUUUUCAGCCUCGUUUCGAGGAUGAUAUUACAAUUUGCGGCCGCUCGGAUGACGCGUGUGUCGAAGAAGUAACCUCACAAAUUCAAAUGCAAAAAAAUGAAUCAUUCAUAUGUGAUUGUUUGCCGGGCUGUUUUGAAAUCUCUUAUGAUGCUGAAAUUUCAAUGGCUCCGCUGCUCCAACAGGCACCAAUAUUGGCAACCAAAGGUCUUCAGGGACCAAAUGUAUCUGUCAUGCACAUUUACUAUAAAAACUUGUUUUAUCGAUCGCAAAAGAAAGAGGAGCUCAUCGGGUUUACGGAAUUUUUGAGUAACACAGGUGGAUUGUUGGGAUUGUUCAUGGGAUUUUCUGUGUUUUCCAUUAUUGAAGUGUUUUAUUUUUUAACCCUUCGACCGUACAGCAAUUAUAUGAAGGUAUCCCAAAGGCGUCGCUUAGCAUUUCAGCGAAUGAUCAAGAGAUUCAAGAACCUUAGACCGAGACGAACUGCAUCGGCAUUGAUGGCAAAUCAUGUUGAUCACUUGGAAGUGAUCCAUGAUAAUGAUAUCGUUUACCCAUACGUGGGCUAAAUCAUUUUACUUCAUUAAUUUAAUGAGAUUCUUUCGGAUAAAAAUGUGACUCACAGCACCAAUGCACCAUACCAAUUCCAAACUCCAAAAUUGUUUGAGACAUAUAACAAAGAAAAUCCAACAUUUUAGUGCAAGAAAUAGAGUGUUUAAAAAAAUCUGAUAAUUUCUUAAGUGCACCAAACAUAUUUGAUUUGAAUCAAAAUGUUGAUUUUAUUCGGAAAUUUAAUAAAUCCCA